Closterium sp. NIES-65 is the source of this 5268-nucleotide messenger RNA. The record is from the annotation of a GenBank genome assembly. Lineage: Eukaryota; Viridiplantae; Streptophyta; Zygnematophyceae; Desmidiales; Closteriaceae.
AUGGCUAAGUCGCGUAGAACCACACGCCUACCGCCGCUGCUGAGGCCACUGCGGCCACUGCGACUGCUGCUGGUACUGGCGAUAGCGGUGUUGUGCGUGGGAGUGGUGCGGGUGAGCGGGCUAUACGAGGACCAGGUGGGGACGUACGACUGGGUGCAGCCGCGCAUAGGCGGCGUUCGCUUCGCCGCGUUCCUCACCUCCUCGCAGCGCAAGCGCGUGCUCGUGGGCACGGACAGGAACGUCAUUGCGGCCCUGAACCUCCGCACGGGAGAUGUCGCAUGGCGACGUGUGCUAGGGGACAAGGACACCCUCCAUGCGCUGGAUAUGGGCGGCAGAUACCUCGUCACGGUGUCGGGCACCGAGGCAGCAGCAGUGCGGGCGUGGGCUGUGCCUGAUGGGACCCUCGCAUGGGAAACCAUGUUGCCACUGCCUGCAGCAGCAGCAGCAGGGGAUGUGAUGGCGAAAUUUGUCACCAUUCCGGCUGCUGACGGUUCCUCAGCAGACCGAGUGGUGGUCCUGCUUGGAUCAGCAGCAGCAGCAGCAGCAGCGGCAACAGAGGUGCAUUGCGUGUCAGCUGCUACUGGGGAGGUUCUUUGGUCAGCUACACUACCCUCCCAUGCCCAUUCCAUCUCCCUCCUCCCACAAGGCUCCAUCCUCCUCACUAGCCUCUCCCCCUCCCUCGCCUUCUCCCUCACCACUCUCGAUGCCGCCUCUGGCAAAGUCACUGCCUCUGCUGCCUCUCCUACUUCCUCUUCCUCUUCUUCCGCUUCGUUUUCUGGUCAUUCUGCUGCGUAUGUCACGGCGACUGGCACUGCGGUGGCUGUGGAUUCGGCGUCUGGUAACAUCCUCACUGCUGCACUGGUUACCUCUGUUACAGCGGAUGCUACAGCCGAUGCUACAGCUGCUACAGUGCAAGUGCACAGCACCCCCCUUGCCUCUCUCCUACCCAAGGAGCACCAUCAGUCGGGAGUAUCAGCUGCUGUGGUGCCAGAGAAGGCUCCAGGAAGCUUCUUCUGGCUGGCUGUGCCAGGAGCUGUGUUUCUCCUGUCAGCACGGGCGGCAGACGGGCAGGCUGGGUCGGCAGGACAGGUGUCGCUUGUUGAUUCGUUCCCUGGGUUGAGUGCUGUUAGUGCAAGCGUUAUGGGAGGCGCAGCAGGGGCAGCAGGAGCAGGAGGAGCAGGAGGGGAGGGAGGGGAAGGGGGGAGUUUCUAUUCGGGUCUUGUGGGAUCGCAAGGCAGCGGUGACACCCUGAAGUUCCACAUGCAGGAGUGUGAGGGCCUUAUGGGAUCGCAAGGCAACGGUGAUUCCCUCCAGUUCCAUGUGCACGUGAGACAUGUUGAGCCGAAUCGAGCAGUUUCCCUCCUCUCUUUCUCUCUCCCCAUUCCCUCGUCCCUGCAGGUGCUUCCAGCUGCCUCCUCCGCUCCCUCUGCCCUCCUCUCGGACUCUGUCUCUGUGCCACCCCACCGUGCCCCCCCUGUUCACCAUCUCCUCUCUUUCUCUCUCCCCAUUCCCUCAUCCGUGCAGGUGCAUCAGCUGCUCCCCUCCUCCUCCUCCCCGCCUGCCCUCCUCUCGGACUCUGUCUCUGUGCCACUGCACCGCGCCCCCCCUGUUCGCGUCUUCCUCAACGCAUAUGCGAGGGCAGCAGGGGCAGGGGGCAGGGGACGAGGCAAGGAUGAGAAAGUGGCAGGAGAGGGGAAGGCGGGUGCGUUCGGUUUCAGGCUGCUGGUGGUGGGAGAGGAUGACUCGUUGUCUCUGCUUCAGCAGGGCGAUGUAGUGUGGGAGAGGGAGGAGGCUCUAGCAUCAGUGGUAGCAGUGACCGUAGCAGAGCUACCAGAGGAGGAGGAGCUGUCAGUGGCAGCAGUGGAGCAUGACAUGACAUCUACGACAUCAGUGGUAGCAGUGACAGUAGCAGAGCUACCAGAGGAGGAGGAGGAGCUGUCCGUGGCAGCAGUGGAGCAUGACAUGACACGAGUGGGCACGAGCUCAUGCAUACCCCAUCUGACCUUCCCCACUCUCCCUCCCUCCACUCCUUCCACUUCCUUUCAAUUGUUUCCCCGUUUUCUUCAGGGCGAGGUGGUGUGGGAGAGGGAGGAGGCUCUAGCAUCAGUGGUAGCAGUCACAGUGGCGGAACUGCCAGAGGAGGAGGAGGAGCUGUCAGUGGCAGCAGUGGAGCAUGACAUCUACGAGUGGGCUCGCACGCACCUCCUCAGAGCCAAGUCAAGCGAGGUGGUGUGGGAGAGGGAGGAAGCUCUAGCCUCAGUGGUAGCGGUAACAAUAGCAGAGCUGCCAGAGGAGGAGGAGGAGCUGUCAGUGGCAACAGUGGAGCAUGACAUCUACGAGUGGGUGCGCACGCACCUGCUCAGAGCCAAGGGUGAGGUGGUGUGGGAGAGGGAGGAGGCUCUUGCUUCAGUAGUAGCAGUGGCAGUGGCAGAAUUGCCAGAGGAGGAGGAGGAGCUGUCAGUGGCAGCAGUGGAGCAUGACAUCUACGAGUGGGCGCGCACGCACCUGCUCAGAGCCAAGGUCUCUCUCAAUCUUGGCUCGGCUGAGGAACAGGCCCUUGUGCAUCGCCUGCGCACCGCCUCCCCUGAAAAGAUCAAGCCUUUCCGGGAUAGGAACGGGUUUCGGCGCAUUCUCCUGCUGCUGACUGCGCCAGGUGGGGGCAACGGAGGGGCAGGUGGGGGCAACGGAGGGGCAGGUGGGGGCAACGGAGGGGCAGGUGGGGGCAGCGGAGGGUCAGGUGGAAACAGUGGAAGGGGGAUGGGGAAGCUGUUUGCGUUGCAUUCAGGGGAUGGUCGGGUGCUGUGGGCUGCUGCGCUGCCAUCAGGUGGUUCUUCAGGUGGAAGGGGCGCGUCUGUGUUUUCACCUGAAGCGUUGGUGCUGUGGAGGGACCCCCACCGCACAUCACCUGACCAAACACCUGAAGCUCUGGUGCUGCAGAUCAGGCAGCAGAAGCAGCAGGCGGAGGAUGAAAAGGUUGCACACGCAGCAUUAGUGACUAUAGUGAAUGGGCACACGGGGGAUGUGCUUGAAUCUAAGGGCCUGCCUUUUGUGCCCCGUCUCGUUUCCCCGUUGCCCUUGGUGGGGAAAGACGAGCGGCGGCUGGUGAUGCUGGUUGAAAAGGUGCAGUUGAAUGAAGCGGAAGAGCAAGAAGCGGAAGGAGUGGGGAAGGAGGGGAAGGAGGAGACAGAUGGGAACGAGAAGGGAGGUGCAGCAGCAGGGGGAGCGGGGGGGAAGGCACGGAGAUAUGGGCCUGUGCGGGUGCAUGUGUUCCCAGGGACGGAGGAGGCAAGGGGUCUGUUUGAGGGGCACAAGAAGGAGGUGUUCUUUUAUCUGGUGGACACUGUAACGGGGGCUGUGGAGGGGUAUAGCAUUGGAGAGGAGGUGAAGGAGGAGGGUGGCAGUAGUGGGAGUGAAGGGAGGAGCGAUGGAGGGAGAUUGGGAGGGGGUGUGGUGUAUGGAGCAGUGUUGGUGUGGCGGGUGGUUCUUCCAGCUGAUUCAGAGAUCAUUUCAGCCAUUGCUGCACCUAAGAGAGAGGAGCCAUUGCUGCUCCUAAGAGAGAGGAGGUGUGUGGGUGUGUGGCGGGUGGUGCUGCCUGCUGACUCGGAGGUCAUUUCGGCCAUUGCUGCACCUAAGAGAGAGGAGGUGAAUGUUUGUGUGCAGACAGAGGGGAAAGGGAUAGGGGGGUUGUGUGCGAGUGGAGUGUGUGUGCAGGGGGCCAUGGGUGUCCAUGCCUGUGGAUUGUCCUUGCCAUCUCUGCGCCCAAUCAAUUCCAUUUCCCAUCCCCCCCAAUCCCCAUCCAACCCCUCUCAGUCCCAGCACACACAAUCCCAGCACACGCAAGUGCGGGCCCUGGGCGACCGCAGCGUGCAGUUCAAGCUGCUUUCCAAGACCCUGCUCAUUAUGCCUUUGACCUUGCGGGCCCUGGGCGAUCGCAGCGUGCAGUUCAAGCUGCUUUCCAAGAACCUGCUCUUCCUCGCCACAGUCACCCCUCCUGCAGCCGCUGCUGCCUCUGCUUCUGCUUCUGCUGGCGCAGCAGGGGCGGGAGGGGAGGAGGGGGGAGCGGUGGUGGUGUAUCUGGUUGACACGGUGGGAGGACAGGUGGUGGAGCGGGUGGUUCAUUCGGGCAUGCAGGGACCCGUGCACGCGGUGAGUGUAAGGGAGAGGUUUGGGGCUUGCCUGAACAUGGGAGGAGCUGGGGUUGCCACGGGUGCAGGGGGAGUGGUGGUGGGAGGGGAGGAGGGGGGAGCAGUGAUGGUGUAUCUGGUUGAUACGGUGGGAGGGCAGGUGGUGGAGCGGGUGGUAAAACGAGGGCAUGCAGGGACCCGUGCACGCGGCGCAGCAGGGGCGGGAGGGGAGGAGGGGGGAUUGGCAGUGGUGUAUCUGGUUGACACGGUGGGAGGGCAGGUGGUGGAGCGGGUGGUUCAUGCGGGUAUGCAAGGGCCAGUGCACGCGGUAAUGGCAGAGAACUGGGUGGUCUACCAUUACUUCAACCCUGCUGCCUCUUGUUUUGCUUCCUUAGUAAACCCAUACUUUCUCGUCUCCGUUCUGCUCUCUAUCUUGGCUCCUUGCUUUCCUGGGCAGGUCAUGGCAGAGAACUGGGUGGUAUACCAUUACUUCAACCCUGCGGCCUCUCGCCACGAGGUCUCCACUAUAGAGCUCCUCGAUACUUCUCUGAAGGACGUCCCCGUCAUAGACUACCUCAAAUACGGCCUCAGCAUCCCAGGAUCGUCCAACCUCACCGCCCCGCUUUCUGCAGCGGAAAUUCCCUGGGAGAGGGUGAAGCGGCUGAGGCAGAGUUACUACUUCCCCUAUGCAUUGAGGUGUAUUUCGGUGACUUCCACCCUUGCGGGGAUCACGAACAAGCAUGUGCUUUUCGGCACAGCUCUCGAUCAGGUCCUGGCUCUCGACCGUCGGUUCCUGGACCCCCGCAGGGUGCCUGAGCCGUCACAGCAGGACAAGGAGGCGGGCAUUAUGCCGUAUAGUGACUCGCUGCCUGCUCCGGGACAGGCCUACCUCACCCAUCGUUACCGCAUUGAGGGUCUGAAGCACAUUCUCUCCUUCCCCACGCGUCUGGAGUCCACCACCCUCGUGCUUGCACACGGGCUGGACCUCUUCUUUGUUCGCACCGCCCCCUCCCGAGUCUUUGACUCGCUGGGGGAAGACUUCAGCUUCGCGCUGCUGCUGGGGACGAUUGCUGUGCUGUCGAUCGCGAUUGUGGUGACCUGGGGGCUGUCUAGGAAGCAGGAGCUUAAGCAGCGGUGGAAGUGA